Leishmania major strain Friedlin is the source of this 1794-nucleotide messenger RNA. RefSeq lists its product as hypothetical. The transcript has a single exon. The record is from RefSeq and is a predicted model, not a curated record. Bases 1 to 1794 code for a protein of 597 amino acids. Lineage: Eukaryota; Euglenozoa; Kinetoplastea; Trypanosomatida; Trypanosomatidae. Gene Ontology annotation, cellular component: plasma membrane; endoplasmic reticulum; Golgi apparatus.
AUGUCAAUGCUUCCCCGCAGCAACUCGGCCACAGUCGCGCCACAGCCUGCCAGCGGUGGCGGUGCGCCCGCCUUCUCCGUUUCAAUGUCGUCUUCAAGGUGGCCGCAACGAGGUGCGUCGCCGCCGCUGACCACGUCCUCUCAGGUACCGCCGUCCGCAGAGUCCUCCUCCGCGAACAGCUCAUCAUCGAGGACGUCGUCUUCCUACGCCGACAGCGACGACGAGCGCUGCCGCGUGCAGGGCUCUGGCGGUGGCGUCCGUGGCGCAGGUAACGCUGCGGCCGUCUCGGCAGAGGCCCCGAAGAGCCGCAGUACCCGAGCAAAGCUGUGGCUGCAAAAGAAACUCGUCCCGGAUUUCGUGCACGAGUACGGGCGCACCGUCUACGGCGGCAACCCGCUUUCGCAGCAGACGCUGCCCGGCGUCUUCAACUACCCCCCGCCCUUCAUCCUCGUACCCAUCUUCUACGUGUUGAUGGUGCCCUUCCUGAUUUUGGGGACGUUGGUGCUGGUGAAGGGUCGUGAAUACCACAUCGUUGAGCAGGAAUACAGCCACAUCCACCAGUACCAGUACGUGCCGUCGAACUCGAGCGUGAACAUCAACCAUCGCAUCCUGCAGUUUACGGCGGACGGCGUGACUCACGCGCAGGGCACGCGGACGUGGCUGGAGAUCAACAUCAGCCACCACAUGAAGGCACCGGUGUACAUGUACUAUAAGAUCGCCAACAUGCACCAAAACCACCGCGACUUCCACAACGGCCGCUCCAACUCGCAGCUGAGGGGCAAGUCGACGAUCAAGAAACCGUACUUGUGCCAGCCAUACACGUACCCUGGCUUCCGCAGUGACGAGGGCGAUACACCCAUCACCAUCACCGACGCGACCGGGGCGCAAGUGACGCGGCCGGCCAGCUACUUUACCUACAACCCCUGCGGCAUCGCGCCGUGGUCCAAGUUUAACGACACGUUCAUUCUCUACCGCAAGCUGACGCCGGCGGAGGUGCUGCAAGCGAACACCAGUGGCAUACCGGUGCUUCACGGCGGCGUGGACAGCACGACGCCGAUGACGCUGAUCUGCAACGGCACUGAUUUUGGGCUGCGAGGCGAGCCCCUCCACGGCAGCGUGACGAAGAACCACUGUUCCAAGAUGGGCAUCACCUGGAAGGCGGACAGGGAGGUUCGAUUCCACAACAUAACGCUGCGCGAGGACUGGUGGUCGCUGUACUACCCGUACCCGACGACUAACGAGUACCUGCGCAACGGCUGGUACCUGCAUGAGCCGGGGCACGCGCUACCGGACCCGUCCGACUAUGACCUGCAUGUGUGGUUGCGAGCAUCCCUCACCUCCAACUUCCGCAAGCUGUACCGCAUUAUCAACAUGCCCCUCUACCCCGGCACGUAUCUGGUGGAAAUCAGCGAGUUCUACGACGUGGUGAGCUUCCGUGGCCGCAAGAGCGUGGUGCUGCAGAACGCCAACUGGGUUGGCGGCCGCAACAUCGUGCUCGGUGUCGUGUUCAUCGUCAUGGGGUGUGCGUCUUUUGUCCUCGGCGUCACCUUCACGGUGGAGUGCAUGCUGCAGCUCAACGGCGUGAACCGGUACAAGCGCCUGCGCGAGCCGAAGCGCAGCUGGUACGUGUUCUGGCCAAACGAGCCGGAGUUUGCGAAUUACUAUCAGCUGCGUCUGCGCCGACAUAUCCCGAUGGCGCAGCUGCAGUUGCUGCGCAAGGCUGUAGCCGAGCUGGAGAGCUUGACGCGCGACGGCGAUGUCAACAGGAACGACGUGAAUGGCCAGCGCGCGUGA